CAAGAAUGUAAGACACACUUGCACAAUGAGGGUCCUGUACCUGGUGCUUAUUUCUCAAGUCAGUGCGCAACUUCAGUGUGAAAAAUCCAUUAUCCGCGCCACAGUCGGAGGAAGGUUUAAUGUCGCCUGCACAUACAACACGAACAAGUUCCGCUUCAGUAAGAAGUACUGGUGUUUUGGGGAGUCUAGAAACUAUUGUGAGACUGUGAUGGAUACAGACGGCUUCACCAAAGCUGAGCUCAAGAAUCGGGCUCAGAUCACUGAUGCAGUGUACAGAGGCCUGCAAAUUCUGAUGACCAGACUGCAGCUGAGGGACAGUGGAGUCUACUGGGUUGGAAUUGACAAAAUAUAUGCAGACAUCAUGUUUAAGAUCCAAGUUGAAGUGACAGAAGAAGCUGUUAUCAGGCCAAAGGUGUGGCCUGUGGGUUCCCCUCUGCUCACGUGUGGGGGUCAGCCACUGACGCUGCGCUGCAGGAGUGAGAGAGGCACUAAUGUGCAGUACAGCUGGUACAGAAAAGCCCAUCCUGAAGCUGUGCUCUUACAGACCACCUCCGAUCUCCCCCUGCACUGUGCUUUUCUCACUCAGGAUGGUCAGUUUGUCUGUUCUGCCCAUAACGCAGUGAGCAGAGAGCACAGCAAUGCUGUUUUCGUUCAUGUCCUGCAGCCUGGACACAAGGACUGUGUUUAUUUGCUCACAUCUGAAGGAUUUGAAAGUUAUGACUGUAAGACAACUACAACCCCACGCAUCACAACCACCAUGACCACAGUGGAAGUCUUCAGCUCAACACUUGUCACUCAGAGCAGUGGAUAUGAAGACCACUCACUCUGUGUCAAUCAAACAUGGAUGGAAGGGGUCUUUUUCAGGUCGUGGUCAGGAGUGCCGCUGUGGUAUGACAUCAUUCGCUGGACUCUCUUCAUGAUUAUGAUGGUCACCACUGGUCUAGUGCACAUGUGCACACGGACCAGAGCCAGCGGACAGAGACUUACUCACAAACACCAAAAACACAUCUGACUGUGGAAAAGACUUUCGUCGUUUUUGACUUUGUGCUUUAGUGUUAUUGUGUCUUUUGCAACAUGGUUUAAUCUGCAGCC
Molecule: messenger RNA, 1092 nt
Organism: Pygocentrus nattereri (red-bellied piranha)
Lineage: Eukaryota; Metazoa; Chordata; Actinopteri; Characiformes; Serrasalmidae
Exons: 5
Coding region: 26-1012 (328 amino acids)
Source: RefSeq, a predicted model, not a curated record